Messenger RNA from Capra hircus (goat), 1462 nucleotides. It is a transcript of the gene NDUFA10, whose product is annotated as NADH:ubiquinone oxidoreductase subunit A10. Lineage: Eukaryota; Metazoa; Chordata; Mammalia; Artiodactyla; Bovidae. Gene Ontology annotation, biological process: mitochondrial electron transport, NADH to ubiquinone. Gene Ontology annotation, cellular component: cytoplasm. Bases 82 to 1149 code for a protein of 355 amino acids. The record is from RefSeq and is a predicted model, not a curated record. The transcript has 10 exons.
CGGCGGCGCGCCGGCAGCGGGAGAGGACCCCGUCGCGACCGCGUCCCUGCGGGUCCUUGAGCCGGUGCAGACCGCGGAGCCAUGGCCUUGAGGUUCCUGAGACUUGUCCCCGCGUCCGCGGCUUCGCGGGGUCUCGCGGCGGUCGCCCCGCGCGUGGGAGGAAUUCAUACAAGCGUCCAGCACAAGCUGCAGUAUGGCCCGUUGGCGUACAUACUCGGUGAAAAAACAACCAAAAAGAUGACAGAAAGCAGCAAACUGAUAACUGUAGAUGGCAACAUAUGUUCUGGAAAAAGCAAGCUUGCCAAAGAAGUGGCAGAGAAACUAGGCCUGAAGCACUUUCCCGAGGCGGGGAUCCACUAUGCGGACAGCACCACGGGGGACGGGAAGCCCCUGCCUGUGCGGUUCAGUGGCAACUGCAGUUUGGAGAAGUUUUACGACGACCCGAAAAGCAACGAUGGCAACAGCUACCGCCUGCAGGCCUGGCUGUACGCCAGCCGCCUGCUGCAGUACGCGGACGCCCUGGAGCACCUGCUGAGCACAGGACAGGGUGUGGUGUUGGAGCGCUCCAUCUACAGUGACUUUGUCUUCCUGGAGGCGAUGUACCGACAAGGCUUCAUCCGGAAGCAGUGUGUGGACCACUACAACCAGGUGAAGAAGGUCACCAUCUGUGAGUACCUGCCCCCCCAUGUGGUCAUCUACGUGGACGUGCCGGUCUCCGAGGUGCAGAGCCGGAUCCAGAAGAAGGGAAACCCACACGAGAUGAAGAUCACCUCCGCCUACCUUCAGGACAUCGAGAAUGUCUAUAAGGGGGCCUUCCUGCCCGAGAUGAGUGAGAAAUGUGAGGUUUUACAGUACAGUGCGUGGGAAGCUGAAGAUGCAGAAAAGGUAGUCGAGGAUAUUCAGUACCUGAAGUACAACAAAGGCCCAUGGCUGGAUCAGGACGACCGCAAGUUGCACAACCUGAGGAUGCUGGUUCAGGAUAAGUUGGAGGUGCUGAAUUACACAUCCAUCCCUGUCUUCCUCCCCGAGGUCACCAUCGGUGCCCACCAGAGUGACCGGGUCUUCCAGGAGUUCACAGAGCUGCCAGGCCGCAAGUACCGUGCCGGGUACAACGAGGAUGUGGGGGACAAGUGGAUCUGGCUGAAGUGACGCCUCCCGGAGGCCGCCUCCUCGCAGUGACGAAGACACGCCCAGGGCCCCCCGCUCCUGGGCUCCGCCCACCUCAUGCUGGGGGCAGGGGUGCAAGCAUCGCACAGCGGACACUGGGUAGUCACGGGAGCGGACGGAAGCCCCCCAGUUAGGGGGCCCAGCUUCCUUCUGCAGCGCCGGUCCCCGGGCAACCAGCGUCCGCUGUGAGAGAGCAGGCGCCGCCCGGAGCAUCUCCUUCCCCACAGCCCGGCUGUGUCGGGCCCAGUCUGCGCCUGUGUCUUCAGACUUCGAGAAAUAAAACUGUUUCUGUGGC